AGUUCUGAAAGUGCCUGACAAGACAAAGAAGCUGCAGAGGAAGAGGUGAUGCCAUGGCAGCUAUUCCAACACCACCACCACCCACAGCUCUGCCUUCAGAUAUCCCUGACACUCCACUCUCUUCUCUCAUUCAUAAACAAGAAAUGUCGACCAGCCCCUUUAUGAAGAAGAUGAAUGUGCCGACUUCACAAGAUGACGUCAACGUAACUGUCAUAGGAGCUGUCAUUGCUGUGGUUUUCAUCACUCUCUGUUCGGUUGUUGUGCUGAUCGUCAUCUACCUGUACAAGAACAAAGGCAGUUACCACACCUAUGAGCGCCCUGAAGCAGAUCCAGAGGGCUCUGUCCAGAUGGAAGACCUGUCUUGUAAAGGCGAAAAGGAAGAAUAUUUUAUAUAAAAGGACGCCAGGCUGCCAGUACAUUUUGGACACUAGGAUAUUAAGUAAAGAGCUUAUUUAUUUCAUGUUGUUUUAUAUCACAUCUUAGCCUGAGUUAGGAGCUCAAGCUUAACCAGGGGUUAUAGAUUAUGAUGGACCCUGAAAUGUUCAAAGGUUAGAUUAAUGUGUAAAUAUCAUAGAUGACAGAGGUGGGGAAGAUGUGGCCUUCCAGUAUGAUUGGAUUACAGUUCCCAUCAUCCAUCACCCUUGGCUAUGCUGCCUAGUGUUAUUGAGACAUAGUCCAACGUGUAUGGAAGACCACAUGGAUUACAGUUCCCAUCAUCCAUCACCCUUGGCUAUGCUGCCUAGGGUUGUUGUGGCACAUAAUCCAAUAUGUAUGAAAGGCCACAUGGAUUAGUUCCCAUCAUCCAUCACCCUUGGCUAUGCUGCCUAGGGUUGUUGUGGCACAUAGUCCAACAUGCAUGGAAGGCCACAUGGAUUACAGUUCCCAUCAUCCGUGACUCUUGGCUAUGCUGCCUAGGCUUGUUGUGGCACGUAGUCCAACAUGUAUGGAAGGCCACAUGCUCCCCAUGCCUGAUCUACAGCCUCAACUACCCUCCAGCUUGUUUAUUUGGGGUUAGACAUGUUAAUCUGAAUACUGAUACUUACUUCCUUGUUCUUGCAGUAGAAUUGUCACAUGGGUGUGAGAAUACAAGAGGGACGGUCGGGCUGAAUGACAAGCUAUUUCCAGCACCUGUAACAAAAAUGUAGUUUGUCUUUUCCCAGAAUGCAUAGCCUAUGCAUAGGCUUCCCUGGAGUUUUCCAUCCAGCAGUAUUAAAUAUUCACACACCCGUGAAACUGAAAUACACAUUUAGUGUCAUUUGAAACUGUCCAGUUGGUUAGUCUGUUCCAUGUGUUGAAUUCUAUAGUCAUCCCAGGACUGGAAUAAACAGGUUUCUUGUUUUAGUCUAAA
Molecule: messenger RNA, 1348 nt
Organism: Anolis sagrei ordinatus
Lineage: Eukaryota; Metazoa; Chordata; Lepidosauria; Squamata; Anolidae
Source: RefSeq, a predicted model, not a curated record